AUGGCGUUUCUCAUACGCCAGCAAGCAUUGAGAGGCGCUCUGCCUAGGGAAUUGCUAGCAGCUUGUGCAAUAUCUCUCAAUUCCCGACACUUUAUCGUCCUCAAUCGUCCUCCACCGAAUUAUCCAGGCCAUGUACCGCUCACGAGGAUUGAGAAGGCGGGCCUGGCUCUGGGCAGUGCGGUCAUGAGUUUGAUGGAUCCCCAUCGUGGGGAUUUGAUAGCCGCUCUUGGUGAGGCCACAGCAACGCCCUACUUCAUUUACCGUCUCCGCGACGCCAUGCUCUCCGACCCCACUGGCCGUCGAAUAUUACGAGACCGACCACGCAUCUCGUCGAAAACACUCAGCAUGGAAUAUCUGCGGGCUCUGCCCGAGAAUACGGUGGGGAGGACAUAUGCAGACUGGUUGGACCGCGAAGGUGUCUCCCCUGACACGCGCUCAGAAGUCCAGUAUAUCGACAACGAAGAGUGUGCGUACGUUAUGCAAAGGUAUAGGGAGUGCCAUGAUUUUUACCAUGCCCUUACUGGCCUGCCGAUUGUAAGGGAAGGCGAGAUUGCACUGAAGGCCUUCGAGUUCGCGAAUACUCUGCUACCCAUGACGGCGCUAAGCACUUUUGCUAUCACAACACUGAAGAAGAAUGAAAGGGACAGGUUUUGGAAGAUUUACCUCCCAUGGGCGGUAAAGAAUGGGGCGCAGUCGAAGGAGGUCAUUAAUGUUUAUUGGGAGGAGCAGCUGGAGAGAGAUGUGGAUGGGCUGAGGGCUGAGCUUGGGGUAGAGAAGCCAGUUGAUUUGAGGACUAUCCGAAAGGCCGAGAGGGAGAGGUGGAGGGCCGAGAAGGAGGCAAAGAAGAGGGCGAGUGAUAGUUUGGGGAUCAACUGA
Molecule: messenger RNA, 876 nt
Organism: Hyaloscypha bicolor E
Lineage: Eukaryota; Fungi; Ascomycota; Leotiomycetes; Helotiales; Hyaloscyphaceae
Product: coenzyme Q biosynthesis protein Coq4
Exons: 2
Coding region: 1-876 (291 amino acids)
Biological process (GO): ubiquinone biosynthetic process
Cellular component (GO): mitochondrion; mitochondrial inner membrane
Source: RefSeq, a predicted model, not a curated record